Molecule: messenger RNA, 15310 nt
Organism: Mercenaria mercenaria
Lineage: Eukaryota; Metazoa; Mollusca; Bivalvia; Venerida; Veneridae
Product: serine/arginine repetitive matrix protein 2-like
Exons: 20
Coding region: 428-9271 (2947 amino acids)
Biological process (GO): small GTPase-mediated signal transduction
Molecular function (GO): protein binding; phosphatidylinositol binding; GTPase activator activity
Source: RefSeq, a predicted model, not a curated record
ACAGAAAGCCUUAUGUCAAAGUAAAGUUUCGGAAUUGAUAGUUUAUUUCGGAAAUAACUGAAAGAAGAUGUUCCUAUUGUAUUGGUUUGUUAUGAAAGUUUGAAAGUGUUUUGCAAGUUUCAAGGAAAUUAAAUCACUUUUUUCUGCCUGGUAUUGGAGCAGGAAGGAGACGGAAAUCAAUAUUAACGAUUAAUACCAGUUUCGAUAGAUCAGCCCAUGAUAUUGCAGAGGUAUUGAUAAUUAUUGCACUUUAACAAGCUGUUUUUGCCUCAAGGAAAUAUUGUGGAGAUUUUAAUUACAAACAUUGUACAUGAAAAACUGAAAACUGAAAUUUUGUUUGAAAAUUUAUUGAGCGCUAACUCUAUCGGACGUUAAACUAUGAUGAUACAGUUGCCAGUAGUGCAGAGGGCCAGAAGGGUUAUUGGCAAUGUUUGAGGUUCAGAAUCUGUACAGGAGUCCACAGACAAGACGUAAAAACCCAGAUUCUUGCCGCCGUCCUCCGCGUAAUUUUACAUGGUUUGAUCUGAGAACUGUUCAGUUGGAAGAGGAUGACCUCCCCUACAGGAAAGGCAGCAAUGCUACAGUUCGUUCAGAGGGCACGGGCACUGAAUAUUAUGCCAAGCGUGGAAUGUUACCAUCAUAUGACAGUCAGGAAACAGUUCGAGCCUCACGCCCAGUCAGUACAGCCAGUAACAGUAGCAUGAGAGUAAGGAGACUGUCUAGUCUGACAGAUGACAACACAAGAUUUCCAAAGUUACAAGAUUGUGCACACUUCCACUACGACACUGUAGACAUCAAUUCACUAAAGGUAUGUUUAUGCGAUGAUGAUAAUGAACAGUAUCACCAUAACGGGGAAUCCACAAAAUACUUCUAUGUAAAAAUUACGUCCAACGAUAAAACCUGGCUUGUAAGACGCACACUACAAAACUUCCGUAUGCUUGAUCAGAAAUUGCACAGAUGUAUAUUUGACCGGAAAUUCAGUCACCUACCAGACGUUGCACUCAUUGAACCGGAUGUAAACACAGAACAGGAGGUCUAUGGUAUUCUAGGAGACUAUUUAACAAGGUUUUCAUCCCUGGCUGGUAGCAUGUUGAAUUGUGGAUCCGUCCUUAAUUGGCUUGAGAUUGACAAUCGAGGAAAUCGUAUAUUGGCAGUAGAUGACUCUGGUAUCAACACGCCCGCUAUUGCUGCAGCACAUGCUGUAAAACGAUAUACUGCACAGGCAGCUGACGAAAUCUCUCUUGAGGUCGGCGAUAUUAUUUCUGUGAUUGACAUGCCUCCAACUGAAGAUACAAUAUGGUGGCGAGGAAAACGUGGAUUUGAGGUUGGUUUUUUCCCAUUUGAAUGUGUAGAGAUUAUAGGAGACAAGGUUCCCCAGGCUGUUGUCAGUGGUAUACCAGAAACUCCGCAGAAUAGGGCAUUACUAAAGAAGCAUGGAAAGUUUAUAUCAUUUCUCCGAUUGUUUUUCAACACACGACCGGCUCGUAUACAGCUUAAGCAGUCUGGAAUUGUCAAGGAACGUGUGUUUGGAUGUGAUCUAGGCGAGCAUUUACUCAACUCUGGACAUGAUGUACCUCUAGUGUUGAAGAGCUGUGCUGAUGUGAUUGAGAGUCAUGGUCUGGUGGACGGUAUAUACCGGCUGUCCGGUAUCACUUCUAAUAUACAGAAACUCAGACUAGCAUUUGAUGAAGAUCGUGUUCCAGAUUUGACCUCGGAAGAAUAUUUACAGGACGUUCACAGUAUUUCCUCACUACUCAAGAUGUAUUUCAGAGAACUGCCCAACCCUUUACUCACAUACCAGCUGUAUGAUAAAUUUGCAAAUGCUGUUAAAGACGAGGACAACAAAUUAUUACGUAUCCAUGAUGUUGUACAGCAGUUACCUCCCCCACAUUAUCGUACAACUGAGUAUCUGAUGCGUCACUUGGCACGCGUUGCUGCACAUGGACAAGAGACCGGCAUGCAUUCAAAAAACCUUGCAAUAGUCUGGGCUCCUAACUUGUUAAGGUCGAAGGAGUUGGAGACAGGGGGUGGGGCAGCAGCUUUACAAGGUGUGGGUAUCCAGGCUGUGGUCACAGAGUUCCUCAUUCUCUAUGCUGACAUUAUCUUCAGUGACAAAAUGCCUUCUUAUUCCUCUCCAGAACUUAAAAAAACUCACAAAAAGCCAAGACCAAAAUCGUUAGCCAUCUCUACACCAACUAGACUUUUAUCAUUAGAGGAGGCUAGAGAGAGGGCGCUGCUUGGGAAUUUUGUCAAGCCAGAUCAGCGAUACAUCGAUGUUGGUGGUGGACCAAACAAUCUCCCUGCCAAAUAUCACACUGUUCUAGACCUGCCUGGAUACAAAAAGAAAGGUUCUAAAGAGUUGAAGGGGAAGAAAUCUCCAGGAGGACUGAAAUCUCUGUUUACAAAGUCGCGAUCUGGUAGCAUCAGACAGAAGGGCCGCAAACCAAGCUUGCAGGACUUUGAAUCUGGUGAGCGGAAAGCGAUCACAGAGGAGGAUGUACAGCACUGGAAACGUCGCCGUAUACGUAGCGCCAAGAGUGCCGAGUCACUGCUCUCGCUCCCUAUCACAAGUCGACUCGGGAGUCCUCUCUCUGAAAGCCUUGAUCCCAACAGGCUAAUGAAUAUUCUUGCAGAUAAGGAAAAUGCCAGUCCCAUCAAAUACCGAUCAAUGUCUGUGGAGUCGCCACGACCAAUGGCAAGCUCGCAGGAAUACUCCAUAUCGUACCCGAGUUUUGUGCUCGAGGAUGAGGGCAGUAGGGAAAUGGCCAUCGAUGUAAACCCCAAUGAUAUUGAACUGGAUUUAAGUGAGGCCUACAGAGGUGAAAGGGGGUCAUCUGAGAGUCCUGAUGGUGUACAGCGAAAACAAUCAUUUAUACGAAAUGAUCAGAAACGCAAAGUUAUUUGUCAUCGAAGAACUCCAUCUGCUCCAACCACCCCUCGACGUGAGGGGCAUGAACAUAGUAGUGGUUGUAGGGACGUAGAUGAGUCUUUACAGCAGUACACUGAUAAAUCUGUAUCUCAACCUAUGUUAGAAGUGACCUUGACCUCAAAACCUCCAAAGGGGUCAUCGGGGAAAAUAAUUACGAGACAGGACUCUGAAACAGAGAGGUUUUUAGUUCAUAGUGUAUCAAGUGAAAGUGCUAAUGAAAUGAUUAGAAGUGGGGACGAUUAUGGCUCUGAGAAGCGAAAAGGGUCCAAAACCCCACCGAAAGAUAGGAAAAAAUUGAAAGAUGGGAAGGAGAAAAGCCCUUCAGUGGAAAGACAUGUUGGAAGUAAAAGAGACAGGAGUAGACGAGGAAGUGAAAAAGAAAAUAUUCCCUGUGACUCGCAUGAUCAGGAAACUGAACUGAUUAAACAGCUUCCUGAAAGUCCAGGAAGCAGACGUAAACUUUGGAGUAAAUCGAAAAGUGAAGAGCAAACAAAUACCUCCUCAAAUACACAAGUGUCACUACUUUUUAAAUCGCCAUAUUUUUUCUCGCGUUACCAUGACUAUGCAGAAAUUAAUGACGAUGAUUUAGAUGAUGCUGAAUCUCAUGUUAAUAAAAGUGCUGAAGAAGGCAAUAGAAAAAGUGCGCCUGUAACUUCCGAAUGUGCAAUACCAAAUAGUUCUGAUAAAACUCACCGAUAUCCAGUUGAAAGUAUUAACAAUGUGCAAGAAAUAGAAUCUCGUAGUAGUAGAGAAAGUAAAAAUGUGCUUGAAACAGAUUUUCCUGCCAAAAAUACUUCAAAAAAUAGAAACAGUGUUGAAUUACAAACAAAAUCAGGUGCUACAAAAGACACAUUGAAACAAAGUCAGUCUAGCGAUUUUGCUAGUGAAAUUUCAAAAAUUGAACACAACUUACAAAAUAUUCAGCAAAGUUAUUCCAGUGCAAAACCUAUGUCAAAAUGCAUAAGUAUUCCAUCAGACAUUCAGAAAUCCUUGGAAAAUAUUCAUAGUGUUAAUGGCAGUCAUUCAGACAUAAUGUCAUCAAUUACAAUCAGUGAGUUGUCAGUGUCGCAGGACAAUAUUUACCCUGGAAAUGAAGGGAACGGUGUAGAUAGGAGGCGAAGAAGUACUUCUCUUGAUGGGCUGCAUGAUGAAUCUCCGCUUAGUCGAACUUUAAGAGAAAUAAAUGCACAAAUUGACCAGGCUUUCAAACAUGAGAAACAUAAAGCUCAGUCUCUGCAUGACAUACAGUCCUCUCAAACGCUGUCAGAACGAUCUAGUGAAGAACUGUCCUCCGAACUUGUUUCUUAUGAGGAUGAACUUUUGGUGACCCCAACAGGUCAAAGGUCGUUUGGAAGUAUGAGAGAUAUGGAUAGCGACAGAGAUGAUCAGAUCAAUCAGAAUAAAUUUGUAGACCGCCCAGCUGCUGAAAUUCAUAUUGCUGAAGCCCCGAAAGUUAUACGUGCUCCCUUGAGAUCUGGGCGACAAGGAGAAACUGCAACAACUUCAACGACUCCUACACGACCCUCACCUCCAGCAUCCUUAGACAUUGUUUCCCCUUCAACUUCCUCUCAGCCAUUGGUUGGUUUUACAAGUUCAAGGUCAGAAUCUGUCAAAGACCAAGGUAAUACAAAACUAGAAGAUCACAGUCCAUACUCAAAUGUACCUUCUAAAAUUGGAACCAGAAUUAGUGAGGAAGAUUUUCAGAAAAUUUUGAUGUCCGACCCAGAUUCCCUUAAACAGUUUGAGCAGAGUAUGAUGUAUAGCCCAGUUAGGGCAAGAGGUAAGGGAUUUCCUGAUGGGGACAGGUCAGGGAGAUCUAGUGUAGCAAGCCCACUUGAAGGCUCGGCACCAAGGUCGAGGUCAAGUAGAUCAAGUCUGACUAGCCCGGAUGCUAGUCCUGGAUCACAUCGUGGUCUUGGGCAUAAUAGAAGUUUUGGUAGCCCAGAAACCAGCCCGUUGACAUCACGCCCACCACGUAAUCAGAGUCUGAGCAGUUUGGAGGCUAGUCCACAAUCUAGGCAGAAACACAGCCAGUCAUUAAGUAGUUUGGACAGUAGUCCCCAGUCAAAACAGAGAGGUAAAUUAAAAGGAAGUGCAGAUAUAAGUCCAACUACAAGACAGAAGUUAAACAAGUCUUAUGGCAGUGCAGAAGGGAGUCCACAUUUACGUCAAAAACAGAGCCAGUCUUUAAGCAGUGUGGAAGCCAGUCCACCAUCUCGCCAAAAACAAAACCAGUCUUUCAGUAGCUUAGAAGGGAGUCCACAUUCAAGACAGAAACAAAACCAGUCUUUUAGCAGUGUUGAAGCUAGUCCACCUUCCCGCCAAAAAUUAAACCAGUCUUUCAGCAGUUCCGAAGGGAGUCCACAGUCUAGGCAAAAAUUGAGCCAGUCUACAAGCAGUUCAGAUGCAAGUCCUAGACAGAGGCAUAACCAGUCAUUUAGCAGUGUAGAAAGCAGUCCACGAUCACAGCAAAAACAUAACCAGUCUUUCAGCAGUUCAGAAGCCAGCCCACAGACUGGAGCAAGACAGAAAAGUUUGCAGUAUGGAGCCUCUAGUCCUCAAAGAGAUGUCAAAAAGUACAGUCCAAGAUCAGGGAAGAAAUCCUCAGAAAGCCCUCAGCAUGACAGACGGUCUUUUAUACCUCAGUUAAAACUUGAACAGCGUAGAAGUGGAAGUUUGGUCUCGAGCCCCAUGUCACCAGAACAUAAACAGCCUCGCUGGGAAGACUUGGCCGGCCUGAAUGACAGUUUUAAUGAAAUAGACAUGGCAGUCUUUAACGAUAAUUGGAAGAAAUGUCUUGCACCUACAGGUGAUUCAAUACGACUGUCUGGAAAUGCUUCAGAUUCCACGGAGCAGUUGUCAUCUCACACAGAACCGGAAGUCAGUACAGGCACUGACACUGUUGUGCUGGAGAGACCAUCCAUUACUCGGAAAGGAGGUUCAAACCUUACACCAGGAAAUCUUGAAAAAGCUGCUGCAAAGUCGAAAAAAAAGGAAAUUGAAACUUACGAUAAUGUCCCAGAGCAUGAGGCCUUUGAAAUCCAGCACAAAAGUUCCAGAAAUGAAGAUAAUAAAGUAACAACAGAACGACCCACUAUUCGCCGAAGUCAGACUUUACCAGCUGCAUCAUCAUUACCACAGUCUCCAGUAUCAGCAGUUACCUCACCUGGAGGUUUUCUGGAACAUUCCAGUAGUUUUGAAUCAAGUUCUUCGGUAUCUAGCCUGUAUCAUGGAUCUUCUUACGAGUCUGCAACAGGUUUUGGUACUUCUGGUAUAACAACAGAUAGGUCUGGUGCAUUGAGGAAGUCAAAUACAACUCCUGUUCUUACCAGACAGACAUCAUUUGAUUCCUCUUACAAGAAAUCUGUGAGAGUUAUGAGUCUUGGUUCAUCACUUGAGGAGUCUGAUGCAGAGUGUAGAUCAAGCAGAUCAAAUGUGAUGUCCCAAGGCCAAGGGUCUUAUGUGGCAAGAUCAUCAGGUCAUAGGUCAGCCUCCCAUCAAAGUAGCCAGUCAUCUGUCCUUAUGAGAUCAGAAAGUAACCAAUCAGCUGAUUUCCCUUUUCAUGACGUUAGCCAAUCAAAUGCAGAGCUGAAUAGUAGCCAAUCAAGUAUAGGAACACUUCUGCCUCAGAUGCUGGAAGAGAUGGAUGUCAAUGAGAGUUGUCUUGGACUGGCUUCACAUCAAAACAUGUCUAAUGAAAUGAAAGAAAUGAUGCAAGAGCAGAUGAAAGAACAUGCAGGCAUUUUGUCUCCUCUUGAUGAAGUCAUGGCUCCAUUUCCAAAUAUGAGCUCGCCCCGCUUACAACAGAGGUCGUUCUUUGAUACAAAUCCCUUAUCUGGUUUUGACAUGGAGUCCUCAAUUGAAAUUCCUUCAGAUGUUGGCUUAUUGAGUCUUCCUGAGAUACAUUUACAAAUAAUCUCUGAUGGCCCAGUUGUUAUAGCCACUCCCAUGGUACUAUCCCAGCUUACACCAAUUGCCCCAGAGGUCCAUCAUCCGAUUGAUAAUACAGAAGAAGCAUUCCAGAAUGCUGUUAAUGAUGAUUUAGAACGUAACAUGGCCAGUCUUCAAAAUUACCAACCCCAGCAUGUCAGUGUCUGUGAACCAGCUAUAAGAAUACAUGACCCAAAUUCAAGAAUGCAGAAUGAAAGUUUCGUAAAUGUCGCUGGUUCCCGUAUACCAGAACAUUCACCUGGCUUGGAGCAUCUAGUUGCAGUAUCAGCUGACUCGGUACAAGUUAUGGAUACCCCGCCACCAGUGAUGCAAGAUUCGAUGUCAUCAUCAACAUCCUCACAGGUCGACCUGAUGAGUACAAGCUUCACCUACCCACAGAACUUUGAUUCUUGGCACUACUACAGUCCUAUGGUCAACAGUUUAAGUUUACCGGGUGAUCUCGCCCCACCACCUUUGGAGAUGAUUGAACAAUGCAAGUCCACACUUGUUUUGUCUAAACCAAAGUCAUCACAAGAGAAGAAACCAAAAUCUAAACAGGCAAAACCAAAUGAAAUUCUCAUCACUUGGGAAUAUCCAAAAAUUCUUGAUGAAAAUGGUAAAGAGAAAGUAAAAAAGAGAACUGAAUCAUUAAAAUCUGCACCAACUACUCAAGGUAAUAUAAGUUCUGAAAGAGGAGAGGAAAAGCUGGUGUUAGAUAAUAAGCCAUGCUUUAAAAAAUCUACUGCAGCAGAUAAACAGUCCAAACCAACCAACUUACACAUAGCUGAUUUAGUGGACUCUGACCAUGCUGAAAAUUCAGGUUCGGAAGAUGAUGUUUUUGUUGAUCCUAGUGAGGUUACACCUGAGACCAGCUUCUAUGCUGCAGGGUCGAAGUACUUUCAGAGGAGGGAUUUUUUAAGCUAUGGACAUAUGCCAUCAAAUGAUCAGGGGGCAAAUGGGGAAACAAGAGAUAAUAGAGUAUUCAGCUUCGAACUGCCAUCAAGAAGUUCAUUUGAUGAAACACUGAUAAUUGCCAAUCGUCAAAAAGAUGCUGGUAAUAAGGAAAGUGAUUUUGCAGGUUUCCAUGAUGACUUGAUGGAUAUUGGGCAUGAAAAUUCGGAAGAUAUUAGGUUCAGUAAAGCCCAUAGGUCAAGUAAACUUUUAACUCUGUGCGAAAAGUUUGAAAAAGAAACUGGUCCUACUUCUCCAGCUGAAGUUGACGAGAGUGGCAAAAAGAAAACUAUUACACCACCAGAAAAGAAUAUAGUUUCCUCAAUAAGACAGAUGCAUGAAUCACUUGAAUAUGAUGGCAAGGAUGGUAAAACUGAAAAUUUUGGAAAGACUCAGAAAGUAAAUAAAGUUGAUGAGAAUAAAUUGAAAGCAGAUACUAUUUGUCUGAGUCCAACUGGAAAUGCCCCUGCAGGUCAGGGCAGACUGGUUGUGGAAAAUGUUGAAACCAGUCAAAAGAGUCCAAGUGUUCCGUCUGCUGCAAGAUCUAUACCUACCCUACAAGGAAAACCACCAUUAUGUAGAACCAGUUCAAAGACUCGAACGCCAAGUGAAUCGUCACUUGGUGAAAUAGAAAAUGUAAAAGUACCAGUAAAAUCUAACAAAACUGAAGGAUCUCCAAAAUCACGCUAUGAUGGAUCUCCAAAAGGACAAAGACAGUCAGUCAUAUCAUCAGAAGAUGGAUCACCAAAGCUUUUACCACACAGUAGUUCACCAAAAGGGCAGAGAUACUCAACUGAAAUUUCUCCAAAACUUGCACGAGGCAAAGAAGGGCCGCCAGUGAUGCCACGCCAAGGCGGUUCACCUACAGCUUCAAGAAGUGAAACAUCAUCAAAGAUUCCUGUGUUUAGACAGAGCAGUUUUACUAAAGAUGAUGCAAAAUCAGAUUCAUCUCUGAGAAAAUUAAGUAGUUCUCCAAAGAAUUUACGGCAUAGUUGGUGCUCGUCAGAAAGUGAACAUUCAAGUAAAUAUAGUAAAGACAGUGAUCAUAGUAAAAUGACACGCAAAGAGCAUCAUACUGGUCAAAGUAAACAAAAAAGUGAAACUGUCGGUCAAAGUAAUGGUCAGAAAAAAUAUGAAAAAUGUGAUAAAGCUGAAAAGAAAAAGCGUAGAGGAAGUAUUAAAGAAUUGACAAACAUUUUUGAAGAGAAAAUUGAAAAUCUCGGUAAAGGUGCAACCAGUCCGUCUCCGACUCAAGUGAAACUUCGGUCUCGAGUGCGUAGUGUGUCACCAAAUAGUGCUGUAAAUAAAUCUCCAACCUUACCAACGAAUGUUAGACAUAGUAUGGAACUGCCAAGCAGAGACAUUGCCCAUCAUUCAGAUGGGACGUUUAAAGGUGCAGAAGCAAACAUUAAACUCAAUUCAGUACGAAUAGGCCCUAAACCUUUUUAUGGUGCUAAAUAGUAAUGCAUUUUUUGUUGUUAAACAAUUUUAAUUUGAAACUGUAAGAUGUCUUUCAUACAUUUUGGAACAUCCUAAACUUGGAUACUGGGAAGGAUGUUUUGACUUAUUUUCUUGAAAUUAGUGUUUGGCUUUUUUAACACUUGUUAACAAAAAUUUUGUUCAACUACCUAAACACUGUAAGAUUUAAACAUGAUUUUCUGUGAAGGUUGUUUUUUGUGCUAAAAUGUGAUUUAUAAACAAAGCACUUUUAUGUUGGUCAAUAUGUGGCAUAAUAUUUCCAUGCAUUUACAAUAAACAAUUAAAAAAAAGCAAAAUGAUGGGGAAAAAAUCAAGAUAACAGUUUUACAAUAAAGAUACAGGGUAUAAAAUGAAUAUAAAGUUUAAAAAGACUGUAUGAAUAGAUAUACCGAUAAGAUAUAUAAAAAUGAGCAAUUGUUAACUUUAUAGCAGAAAAAAGCACAGAAUGCCUAUAUAUUGUGCUAUAUUCAUUUUUAUUUUGUAUGUGUAGGUAAUGUGUUUUUUCUAAACUGUAUAAGAAAAACGUGUAAAUUUAUUCUGUAUAUACUGAACAUUAUGUAUUGUAACAGUGUUUUUUCUAGUCAUGAUAGUCAUAAUAAAUGUUGUGGUCAUAAUUAUGACUUUAAAUUGAUAAAUUAUACAACCUCUUUUUAAGGUAGUGACAAUUGGCAUUUAUCUUCUUUUUGCAUUUUUGGUAAUGGAAAACCGUCUGCUCUGCAAGGCCAAAAAAUGCUGAAAAUGCCUACUAGAACACAUAAUUGUAUGGAAAAUAACCAGUCAUUUUAACGGGUCAGCUACCUCCAUUAUAGUUUGGAUAACUUGAGUCUCGAUUCAUAUAUUUUCAGGUCUGCCUGGAUAUCUUAAUAGAAUAUUAUGCUUCUUUUUUGCUUAUCCUAUUUUUGUGCACACACAGUACAUACAUCUGCAGAACUGUCUCUUUGUUUGUCACAAGAUAUGAAUGUUCCCUGAAAUUAAAUAUAGUUUGUGAUGACUUUUUGUUGGCAUUCUAUUGCAGUGUGAUUUUUGUUCAUUGACAAAUUUAAUUUUCAUCUUUAAACAAGAUUUUAUUAGGACAUAUUAAUUGCUGUAUAUUGUGUUGCCUUUGUGAUUUUGAAAUUUUUACAAAGACCUCUCAGAUGGUUAAGCCAAAAAACUUUUUGUUUUUUUAUGCUCAAGAUUAUUUCUAAAUCAUUUCGAGAAAAGUGUUCUUCUUCAGUACACAUCACAGCUCAUUAGUAUGACUACAAACUAGAUAAUACCUUUAACAAUGUUUUUCUCAAAUUUGAAUUUUUCGCUUUUGAUAUCUUGGCAAUUUUUUUCUUUCUAGCUCAGAUUAUCUUGUACACUUUGAAGAGAAAAGGGUCAUGAUUAUAUCGAAUUGAAUAGCAUUCAGAGUUAUCUCAUCUCUUAUAAACAAAACAGGGUUCUGAAUACAAAUAUACUACACAGCUUCUAUACCUAAUUGCCAAACAAUUGAGUGGUUUCUUAUGUUAUGUGUGACAGCAAACAAUCCCUUAAGUGGUGAACGUCGUGAAAGUCAGUAAAUAUGUAAAUAUUUAUUCAACAUUUUCUCUGCUGUUGAUAUUUUAGCAUCUAUGUGUCAAACAUGGUAUGCUAAAUCUACUGUCAGUCAAAAGGUCCAGAGUCUGUGUGAAGGUUUUUUUCCUCUUUAAAUGCAAAUAUGACCUCUUUCAUUGCACUUUUUAAUUAAACUUAGUCGUGCUGUGAUAUGAUUUUCUAUCUGGCAUCAGUGUAAAAAGCUCUGUCUGUCUGUCUGUCAGUCAGUUCUGUAAGCAAAUCAUAAACUCAAUGCAAAAAGUGGAUUAUCAUUGACAUAAGGAAAUAGUUAUUAUGUACUUCUUGCUCUUAUGUGAAGAAAUGUGCUACAUUUCUGCUUCAUGUCAAAUAUAGGGUAAAUGCAGCAAUUAACAUGUGCCUCGUGACAAAAGAAAAAUGUUCUCUUUAUGUUUUAUGCUAAUCUUAAUUUGGCCAGUUACAUGAAUUCCGGUUUUAUGUUAUUUUGUUUUCAAUAUUUUAAGGAUACAAAAAUGGUUUUGAGAAAUGGAUCUCUUUUUUUAUCUCCAUUUUUUACCACAAAAUGCAUUUUUAUCUUUUUUGGUGCUUUGAUUUUUAUGUUUUAAAUUUGGUAAUUGUAAACACAUUUAUUAACUCUACACAUUCAUUUGUUAAUGUACUACACAUUUUGCUUCGUUUUUUUUGUUCAUUAAAACUAUUUCUAAGUUUCCGGUUGGCUUUUCUGUUAGAAAUGAUAAUAAACUCAAAAACGAUGUUGAUAAUCUUUGGAAAACAUUAAGUGUCAGUGUUGUACGAAGUAUUAAUUUUGGUCUUCAUUCUAGGAAAAUUGGGUUGAAUAUAAAGGCUAGUUCUUAAAUAGAAGUUUUUAGUAAGGUGUUGUGUUAGAAGGAUUUUCUUAGGGGAUCUUCAGUAGAAGGAAAAAAUAUAGAACUGAAACAUAAUUUUGGUAAAUUUACAGGGUAACCUGAAUUUCCAAAGUUCUGGUUAGGGAUGGUUUGUCACUGUAUGCUUUAUUUUCUGUUUCGUUAGUGAAGAGAUCUCACUGUUUUCGUUAAUCCCAGAUGAAAUUACAGAUCAAAUUUUGUUCCUGUGGUUCUCCCUCCCCCCCACCCCCUACUCUGGAGGGGUGGCAUAUUAUAACACUCCAUCAGUGUGUUAAAACAGUUCAUCCAUCUUUCCUUCUGAAAAAUUCAAGGAAUUCCAAUGAAACUUUACCUAAAGGUUUAUCAUGAUAAGGUAUGUUGCAUUCCAGAUAAAGGCAUGCACAGACAAGGUCAAAGGCAAGGGCACUCCACUUCUGGGGCAGUCUUCACUUACUACCGAAAUACAUAGUAUAGCACAGACAGAUGGACUAUAUUUUAUAAUAUGUAAAACUAGAAAGUAAUUUUUAGAUAUACAAAGCAUACCUUUGACAGGGGUCUGUGGACAGUUGGAAUUUGCAAAUGUUUUUAGCUCACCUGUCACAAAGUGACAAGGUGAGCUUUUGUGAUCGCGCAGCGUCCGUCGUCCGUCCGUCCGUGCGUGCGUAAACUUUUUGCUUGUGACCACUCUAGAGGUCACAUUUUUCAUGGGAUCUUUAUGAAAGUUGGUCAGAAUGUUCACCUUGAUGAUAUCUAGGUCAAGUUCGAAACUGGGUCAUGUGCGGUCAAAAACUAGGUCAGUAGGUCUAAAAAUAGAAAAACCUUGUGACCUCUCUAGAGGCCAUAUUUUUCAAUGGAUCUUCAUGAAAAUUGGUCAGAAUGUUCAUCUUGAUGAUAUCUAGGUCAAGUUCAAAACUGGGUCAACUGUGGUCAAAAACUAGGUCAGUAGGUCAAAUAAUAGAAAAUCCUUGUGACCUCUCUAGAGGUCACAUUUUUCAUGGGAUCUUUAUGAAAAUUGGUCAGAAUGUUCACCUUGAUGAUAUCUAGGUCAAGUUCGAAACUGGGUCACGUCCGGUCUAAAACUAGGUCAAUAGGUCAAAUAAUAGAAAAACCUUGUGACCUCUGUAGAGGCCGUAUUUUUCAUGGGAUCUGCAUGAAAAUUGGUCAGAAUGUUCAUCUUUAUGAUAUCUAGGUCAAGUUUGAAACUGGGUCGACUGCGGUCAAAAACUAGGUCAGUAGGUCAAAUAAUAGAAAAUCCUUGUUACCUCUCUAGAGGUCAUAUUUUUCAUGGGAUCUGCAUGAAAAUUGGUCAGAAUGUUCAUCUUGAUGAUAUCUAGGUCAAGUUCGAAACUGGGUCACGUCCGGUCCAAAACUAGGUCACUAGGUCAAAUAAUAGAAAAACCUUGUGACCUCUGUAGAGGCCAUCUUUUUUCAUGGGAUCUGCAUGAAAAUUGGUCAGAAUGUUCAUCUUGAUGAUAUAUAGGUCAAGUUCGAAACUGGGUCAACAGCGUUCCAAAACUAGGUCAGUAGGUCUAAAAAUAGAAAAUCCUUGUGACCUCCCUAGAGGCCAUAUUUUUCAAUGGAUCUUCAUGAAAAUUGGUGAGAGUGUUCACCUUGAUGAUAUCUAGGUCUGUUUUGAAACUGGGUCACGUGCGGUCAAAAACUAGGUCAGUAGGUCAAAUAAUAGAAAAACCUUGUGACCUCUCUAGAGAUCAUAUUUUUCAUGGGAUAUGCAUGAAAAUUGGUCAGAAUGUUCAUCUUGAUGAUAUCUAAGUCAAGUUCGAAACUGGGUUACGUGCAAUCAAAAACUAGGUCAGUAGGUCAGAUAAUAGAAAAACCUUGUGACCUCUGUAGAGGCAAGAUUUUUCAUGGGAUCUGCAUGAAAAUUGGUCAGAAUGUUCAUCUUGAUAAUAUCUAGGUCAAGAUUGAAACUGGGUCACAUGUGGUCAAAAACUAGGUCAGUAGGUCAAAUAAUAGAAAAAACUUGUGACCUCUCUAGAGGCCAUAUUUUUUCAUGGGAUCUGCAUGAAAGUUGGUCUGAAUGUUCAUCUUGAUGAUAUCUAGGUCAAGUUUGAAACUGGGUCAACUGCAGUCAAAAACUAGGUCACUAGGUCUAAACAUAGAAAAACCUUGUGACCUCUAUAGAGGCCAUAUUUUUCAAUGGAUCUUCAUGAAAAUUGAUGAGAAUGUUCACCUUGGUGAUAUCUAGGUCAAGUACAAAACUGGGUCACAUGCCUUCAAAAACUAGUUCAUUAUGUCAAAUAAUAGAAAAACCUUGUGACCUCUCUAGAGGCCAUAUUUUUCAAUGGAUCUUCAUGAAAAUUGGUCAGAAUUUUUAUCUUGAUGAUAUCUAGGUCAAGUUCAGAACUAGGUCACAUGAGCUCUAAAACUAGGUCACUAAGUCAAAUAAUAGAAAAAACGACGUCAUACUCAGUUCAUGUGGGGACAGGUGAGCGAUUCAGGACCAUCAUGGUCCUCUUGUUUUUAAUAUAGUGUAUAUGUAUGCAAACAGUUGUUUAUGUUCUAUACUGGUUUAUAUUUUUGUUUAUAAAAGCUUUUUAAGGGUCCAAGAUAUAGUUUUAUUACACACACAAAGGACAGUUGAAUUUUAAUUGGACCACAUUUUUCAGUAAAUUUUUAGUUGUUUUAUUUUAAUUUUCAUCAGGUCUUAGCUAUCACUUAAAGUCAUUCUGUAAAAUAUUGAAAUCCCUUCAUAAGAAGACAUGUUCAUUCCCUGAUAGUCUGUUUUGCAGUAUGAACAUACCAUAUUUUGUACUGGUACACAUGUACUGAAGCAUCUCAUAUUCUGACAAGGCUUUUGCAAAUAUGUGAGUGUUUGUUAACUUAUUCUAUGCUGUAAUUAAAUUCAUACCUAGACCAUCAGGAAUUGGUGAUGUUAUAAAAGAUUUGAAUGUACGGUACAGUGGCAGUAUAUAAACUUAUCCGGAUGUUUUCACCUCUUUCUACUUAUACAGCUAAUUAGAAGGUGCAGAAGUUUUGCUUUGAAGUGAUGAAAUUUGUUUAUUUCAUAUUUUACAGUGGUUUGUUUAAAUAUAAAUUACUGUGGAUUAUAUUUAAAAAUUAUCAUAAUAUAAGUACCAACAAGAACAUAAAUAUAGUACAUACCACCAUGUCAAAAUAUAUCAAGAACUACUAGUAUUUGACUUUUCCAACUUAAACAUUGUGACAUCAUAAAUUUCUGUUCAAUUAGCACAACUGGCAUAGCAUUGUACAGAUAAGAUUUUUGUUUAAAACAUUGAAAAGCUGAGAAAUAUAAAGAAAAUUUGCUUGUUUUACAUUUUUAGUUAAAAAGACCUGAAUAUCUUUCACUCAUAAACUCAUUUUCAGUUGUGACUAUACCACUUGUUAAAGUAUUCCAUUGGUUGUUCACUUAGUGAAUAAUAUUUUGAUCUUGUCUUGAAACAAACAAAUAUCUCGCACCUCUCCUAUAUAAUCCAAAUAUUUCAAAUGAGAUUGUUAACCUGUUUAUAAAACAUUUUCAUUUGAUUAUACAUGUACUUAACUGAUAGAUUACAUUAUUCUGUAUUUAUAUAGGGUUAUAUUCCCUUGCGAUGAAAAAUAUUUAAUAUGUAUGUGCAAUAAAAAUGUAAUAUCAAAACUAAAA